Penaeus chinensis is the source of this 1890-nucleotide messenger RNA. Its product is annotated as zinc finger protein 225-like. Gene Ontology annotation, molecular function: RNA polymerase II transcription regulatory region sequence-specific DNA binding; DNA-binding transcription factor activity, RNA polymerase II-specific. The coding region runs from base 1 to 1890 and encodes 629 amino acids. The transcript has a single exon. The record is from RefSeq and is a predicted model, not a curated record. Gene Ontology annotation, cellular component: nucleus. Gene Ontology annotation, biological process: regulation of transcription by RNA polymerase II. Lineage: Eukaryota; Metazoa; Arthropoda; Malacostraca; Decapoda; Penaeidae.
AUGGGAACAAAUAGAACUCGUAGUGGUGAGAAAAAAGAUUUUUCAGGUAUGUUGACAGUUAAAGAAGAAAACAUGGAUGACUGUGACAUAAUGGAUGUGGUAGAAGAGGGGCUUAGUAUGCCCACCACUGACCAGAUUGUUGAAAGUAGCGAUGUAAAUGAGUCAGCAUCGUAUGAAACAGAGGAUGGAUUUGAAUGUUUUGAGUGUUGCAAGAAAUUCAGCACAAAGGAAGAAUGUGAAAAGCAUGCUCAGAAACAUGUUAACAAAGAGGAGGGAAAAAGAAAUACAGGCAAGAAAAGACGGCACAAGAUAUGCAAUGCUGAUGGUAAUGCCUCAGGUUCUUCACUUAAAAUGGAUGAUAAUUCUACUAACGAAAUGUCAGCAGUAGCAGAUGACGCAGACAAGGAGAAGAUUUUUCAUUGUUCAGUAUGUAAUGAGGAUUUCCCUUCAAGAACAGAACUUGAAGACCAUACACAUGAAACAGUACAUGAAUGCAAAUUCUGUGGAAAGCAGUACCAGAAUCGAGUCAAUCUUCAAACACACAUCAAAAGAUAUCAUGAAGAGACAGAGUGGAUGAAGUUUAAAUGUGCAACUUGUGGGAAGAACUUUGGAUUUUUAACAGCUCUAGAACGACAUAUGAAAGAACAUAAUCCAAAUCAAAAGUUUUGCUGCGAGCAAUGUGGAAAAGUAUUUAAAAGUCUGGUAAAUCUAAAGAACCACAUACCUUUACAUACUAAAGAUGAAGUGUAUGAGUGUCCCUAUUGCCCAAAGCAGUACUACAUUAGAUAUAGCUAUGAGAAGCAUGUUAAAUCACAUGUGUAUGCACCAAAGUUCCACUGUGAGAUAUGUGAUAAGAAUUUUAAUGAUAAGAAAAGCUUUGAGUUACACCUGGAGAGACAUCAGCAUGGGGGAAUACUUGGAAGGAGCAAGGAUUUGAAGUGCAAUAAUUGCGGAGACCUCAAAAGUCCCACCGACUUACAGCUGGUAGGAGAGAGUGAUCCUGGCCACCACAAGACCUGUUUAGUCUGUGGGAAGGGGCUCUACAAAAAGUAUAUGAUUGAAAACAAUGAUGUGUCGCAGUAUCUGUCCAAAGAUGAAAGAGUGAGAGAACAAUGCAAACUUUGUGGGAAAUGGGUGUUAAAUUUGCCUAGGCAUAUUAAAUAUACCCAUCUAGAGAAUGAAUAUGUAACAUGUGAUAUUUGUAAUAUGAUAGUUACAAAAGCAUCUUUGCCUGCUCAUAAGAAUCGUAAACAUGGAGGUUCUGCUGUGACUUGUGAUCACUGUAACAGGAUAUUUAAAAAUGUAAUGUGCUUGCGUGAGCACAUGGCAAAGGUGAGAAGAAAAGAGGAUCCAUUAAAGAAUAUUUGUAAAUAUUGUAAGGAAAUUGUUAGUCCCGAAAAUUGGAAAGAUCACAUGAUGAAACACAGAACAAAAUGUAGUGACUGUGGAGCUGCUCACUUCACAAGUCAAGAGGAAUUCAUGAACCACCUUAAUUCAUGCAGAAAAUGUAGCAACUGUUCAACUACAUUCACAUCACGAGAAGAGUUCCUAUCACACAUUGAGAUGUGUAGCAGUGGCAUUAAUAUAAUUACUGGUAACCUUGACUCUGCCAGUGACCAGGAAGUUGUUACUAGUAUUUUUGCAAUUGUUGAUGAAAGUACUGGAUGCGAGACUUGUGGAGAAAUGUUUGAAGAUCAGGAAACACUUGCUCAGCACAUAGCAGAAGCUCAUCCAAAUUCACUAGAUGGGAAUGAUAUAAUCAGUGAAGCUAUCCUCUAUGCUUGCCCGCAAGAGUCAUGUGGAGUGAUUGUUACGAACAAGGAACUCCUAAAGGAACAUUUAGCUUCAGUUCAUAAUGCUCAAAUGAUUAAUAUUGAUAGUUUUACUUAA